AUGGCACGUCCCAUUUCGCGGUCCGCGCCCGCUUUCAUUCGCAUUAAGAAGGCAGACGGCUCCACAUCAAAGCCAGACGAUGUCAACGCUCCCACGCCUACCCCCUCCCCCAAGUCCGAGCCUCCCCAGCAGCCAUCGCCCUCCGAGCAGCCUGCCAGCAUUCCUAAGGACCUGAAGUCCCCACCCCCCUUCGAGCCAGAAGUUCGCUCCGCCGCGCCUCCUGACGUGCGCGGCGCCGGUGAGCCCGCGCCUGAGAUGAGCCAAAGUGCGCCAUCGGAGCCGCCCUCCCCCGUCGCUGAAGCCGACGAGAUCCCCGACAAGCCGGAUCUCUCGAAACUCCCGUCGCUGGACAUUGACCCCGAGGCCAACGUCCCGUUCAUUGAGCAGCCUAAGGAGGGCAAGGAGAAGGACGAGAAGAAGAAGACCGGUGGCAAGAAGCGCCCCGAGUACGUCUCGAGCAUUGAGCGCCAACGCCGCUUUAUGACCCGUCUCGGCAUGGCGUCCCUCCUUCUUGGUGGUCUGGGUGCCGCGUACUACCUUGGAAACCAGGAGGGCAAGGAAAAGGGCGGGAACCCGCUCGAGAACUUCAAAAACAACCUCGGCGAGCUUACCGACAUCUUCUCUAAGCCUGCGUUCACCAAGCUUCUGCCUGACCCGCUUCCGCCUCCCCACCAGCGUCCCUACACUCUUCUCGUCGACAUCGAGGAUAUGCUCGUCCAUUCGACGUGGGACCGCACGAACGGAUGGCGGACCGCGAAGCGGCCCGGCGUUGACUACUUCCUCGCCUACCUGAGUCAAUUCUACGAGAUUGUCGUUUUCUCGUCUCAGCCCGUCUAUACCGCUCUUCCUGUUGCCGAGAAGCUUGACCCUAUGACCCUCUACCUGCCCUACAAGCUCUUCCGUGACGCAACACGCUACGUUGACGGCCACAUCGUCAAGGACCUUUCAUACCUCAACCGUGACCUCUCCAAGGUCGUAAUGCUCGAGACAAACCCCGAGCAUGCCUCGCUGCAGCCCGACAACGCGAUCAUCAUGAAGCCGUGGGACGGUUCCAAGGGUGACCGGGGUCUCGUCGAGAUGAUCCCCUUCCUUGAGUCCAUUGGUAUCUUCCAGCCGGCAGACGUCCGCCCUGUCCUGAAGCACUACGCAGGCAAGGACAUUCCUCGCGAGUAUGCGAAGAAGGAGGCUGAGGCGAAGGCUGCCGCUAUCGCCGAGUGGGAGCGUAACCACCCCUCUGGGUCUGGCGGCGGCUGGUCUCUCGGCAGCGUGUUCGGCGGCGGAUCUUCCACUGCCCGGCCCAAGCAGCCUAUGACCUACCUCGAGAUCAAGCGUCAGCAAGCUCAGCGCAUGUACGAGGAGGAGCAGAAGUAUUACAAGGAGCAUGGCGCCGAGAUUAUGAAGAUGAUCGAGGAGGACAAGGAGCGCCAGAUGGCGGAGAUGAAGGCCGGUAUCAAGGGCAUGUUCGGCAUGGGCGGCGAGAACGCGCCGGGUGCCCCGCCUGCACAGAACACUCAAGCCCAGGCCCAGGCCCAGCCCGCAAAGUAG
Messenger RNA from Cutaneotrichosporon oleaginosum, 1545 nucleotides. RefSeq lists its product as uncharacterized. The record is from RefSeq and is a predicted model, not a curated record. Lineage: Eukaryota; Fungi; Basidiomycota; Tremellomycetes; Trichosporonales; Trichosporonaceae. Gene Ontology annotation, biological process: protein import into mitochondrial matrix. Gene Ontology annotation, cellular component: TIM23 mitochondrial import inner membrane translocase complex.